Molecule: messenger RNA, 450 nt
Organism: Anopheles maculipalpis
Lineage: Eukaryota; Metazoa; Arthropoda; Insecta; Diptera; Culicidae
Product: general odorant-binding protein 19d-like
Exons: 2
Coding region: 1-450 (149 amino acids)
Biological process (GO): sensory perception of smell
Molecular function (GO): odorant binding
Source: RefSeq, a predicted model, not a curated record
AUGAAGUUCUCCAUAGCUCUAGUAGCCUUCUGUUUCGCCGUAACGGCGGUCAAUGUUAAGUUGCAGGCGGAUCAGGCUGAGGAGAUGGAACAGGCGAAGGAAAUGCUGCGAGGAUUGGCGGCCGAAUGUAAAACGAAGGAAGGUGCAACGGAUGACGAUGUGGAGGGGUUCGUCAGCGAUAAGAUGCCCGAAUCGCGUACCCAGAAAUGUUUGGCCGGCUGUAUGCAGGAACAGUUCGGUAUUUCGAAUGGGAAAACGUUCCAGGAGGAUGGAUUUAUUGAAAUCGCCAAAAUGCUUAUGAAGGGUGAUGAGAGCAAGAUCGAGGUAGCGAAGGAGAUUGCGGCGGAUUGUAAGGAUGUGACGAACGAUGAUCGGUGUGAGCUGGCGGUGGAUAUCAUGAACUGUUUGAAGGAGUCGGCCGAAAAGCAUGGUAUUGAGCUGAAACACUAA